CCUACGCGGAAGAAAACAAACCCAAAACGAGCUUGCACCUCUGUCCGUAAUAACUGGGGAAACUGGUUUUAAACUUCUGUAAUUAAGCUCUUUGGUGCACGUACUUUAGAUAUAAGUCUGUGGACCAGUUAAGUAACGCGAUCUCGACUAUAGCAGUUAUAACACAGCUAUUAAAACAAUGCAAAACUAGCUAACAUAACCGUAACGUGUGUAGGAAAAGCUAACAGCGUUAAACCAGGUGGUCCGUUUCUGAUGAAGAACUAUUAAAUAUCAUCUCAAAAAAUGGACUGCAAGACAGCCAAAAGACCAACUAUUCUGGAAAAGGGCUCUUCAGGUGCGGACAGCUCCAGCACUGAUGAUGAUGUACCACUUUCAAAGCUCCAAACAAAGCCUGACAUCGAGAAGAACCAGUCACCUAAAAGCAGUCCAUCCACUGGGUCCAAAACUUCAGACAAAAGUGGUUCAGAUGUCUCUUCGGAUAGUGAGCCUUUAAUAAAAAUGAAAGCAGUCGCUGCACAAGAUCAGAAACAAGAGAAAAAGGACAGCACGCCGCCUAAAUCAAAUGGCACAAACAACAAGAAAUCAGAUUUGAGCUCAGAUGAAAGCUCUGACAAUGAUCCUCUUGUAAAGGUAGCAAAAGUAUCGUCUAAAGCUGCUAAGAAGCCUUCUCCAGUGUCUCCCAAAAAAACUGUCCCAGACAAAAAGAAUGAAUCCUCAGAUGACUCAGAUGACGAGCCUCUCAGCAAACUUGUCACAAAGCGAGGGGGAAAGGCUUCUGUCACGCCAUCUAGAAAAGCAAAGCCGGACGCUGAACCCAAAAAGAGUGCAUCAAGGAAAAAUGAGUCUUCUGAUGAUUCAGAUGAUGAACCUCUCAGCAAACUUGUCACAAAGCCAGGAAGAAAGGCGUCUGUUACGCCAUCUAGAAAAGCAAAACCCAAAAAGAAUGCAGCAAGAAAAAAGGAUUCUUCAGAUGCUUCAGAUGACGAGCCUCUCAGCAAACUUGCCACAAAGCGAGGGAGAAAGACUUCUGUCACACCAUCUAGAAAAGCAAAGACAGACACAAAACCCAAGAAGAGAGUAGCAAGGAAAAAGGAUUCCUCUGAUGAUUCAGAUGACGAGCCUCUCAGCGAACUUGUCAUGAAACGUGCGAGAAAGGCUUCUGUCACACCGCCUAGAGAAGCAAACUCAAAACCCAGAAGGAGUGCAGCAAGGAAAAACAUUAAAUAUGCAGAAUCGUCCAGUGACAGUUCAGAUGAUGAACCAUUUGUAGAGAUGAGAAAGAAGUUGACAAAGGCAUCUAAAGUGCAAAAAAAAUCACCAAACAAAACAUUCAAAGACAGACCACUAAAAGACAGCAGCUCAGAUGAUGAUGAUGAUGAUGAUGUACCCUUGACGAACCUUGUUGUCAAGAGGAAGAAACCAGUGAAGAGAAACACAAAGAAGACAACUGUAUCGCGAGGGAAUGCCUCCAGAAAAAGACGGGGACCCUCAGAUGACAGCUCAGAUGAUGAACCCCUUAUUAACCUCGUAAAAAACAAAGACAAUCAAAUCAAAGAAAAACGAAAGGAUUUUACUCCAAAGAAGAGGAGCCAGACCCCCAAAAAGUCUAGAAAGACUGUAGAGACAGGAUCAUCAAGCAACAGCUCAGAUGAUGAACCCUUAGUCAAGAAAAUCAAACACCCAGAUGUCACAAAAAUGGUGAAAAUAAUACUUGAGAGGUGUGAUGGUGAAGAAGAUGAGGCGUCAGAAGGUGCCAAUAAAACCAGUCCAGAGAGUUUGGAGGAGGCUAAAGAAGAGGACGAGCCAAAGAAUGAAGCCGAGGAGGACAGUACACAGAUAAAUGGCCCGGUGAACACAGAGGAUGAUGGGAGUGAGCCUGUUGGUGGAGCUGAUGAAAAGCAGCAUAAAGAUGAGGGUGAGGAAGAGGAUGCUCAGCAUAAACAAGAAGAAUUAAACAAACCUGAGUCACAUGUCAAAGGAUCCAAGAGGUCAUCUGUAUCAGGUUUUUUGCAGUGGCUUGUUAGAGUGUUCUUUGGAUGUCUUGCAGCUGUUGCCUGUGGCAUGCUUUAUGCUGUCUAUCUGUCUACAUAUCAUGACAGGAAGUUUUGGUUUUCCUCUAGACAGGAGCUAGAGCGUGAAAUCACCUUCCAAGAAGGCAGUGGGCUUUACUAUUACUAUUACAAGCAUAUGCUGUCAGCACCAUCUUUUGAAAGAGGGUUUUAUGAGCUGACAGUUGACAACAAGACUGUUUCAGGUCAGACUAUCAAUGCAGUGGAGCGUCUUUCUCUGUAUCCAGAGCUCAUCACAAGCCUCUUAUACAGAGUCACAGGCAGCCAGGAUGUCGUGGAGCCGAUCUACUUCUACAUUGGAGCCGUUUUUGGCCUCCAGGCGGUCUACGUCACCGCCCUGUUUGUGUGCAGUUGGGUGAUGAGUGGCACCUGGGUGGCUGGUAUGUUGGCUGUGGCCUGGUAUGCGAUCAACAGACCAGAUACAACCAAAGUAGACCAGGCCAUUCCUCUGAGGGACAACUGGGCGCUGCCUUAUUUCUCAUGCCAGGUUGCUGCUUUGACCGGAUUCCUUAGUAAUAAUAUCAGCUCUGCCACUGAGAUGUUUUGCUAUCUCACCAUGAGUGCCACCACCUUCACCUUCCUACUGGUGUGGGAACACAGCCACUAUGUGCUCUUCGUCCAAGGCCUCUGCCUUUUCCUGCUUGACUCUUUUGACCUGGUGCCGCCACGUAAGAUGGCCGACAUUCACAAGGUGUACCUCAGCUCCUUGUUCCUGGCCUACCUGUUCCAGUUUCAGAACCUGACGCUGCUCAGCUCUCCUCUGCUCUGCCUCAUGAUCGGCUCAGUGCUCGCGAGGUACUUCCAGCAAAAGAUGAAGGUGGGCCCUCUUGUAGCCAGAGUAAUGAAGCUAUUUCUACAUUUCCACCUUGUCUUUACUACAGGGAUUACCUUCAGUUAUUUAGUCAAGAAACUUAUCCCUGUUAGUGAGAGUGACUUUAUAUUGAAAUUCCUGGAAGUAAAAUUUGGACUCAACACAACAACUGAUUUCAUUCCAAACUUCCUCAUGUGCCAAGAGAGUUUGCAGACACCCGGUCAGGACUUUUUCCUCCGACUGACGCAGGCCUCAGUCCUUCCUUUCUACUUACUGGUGCUCUCUGUCUGCCUGCUGUCCACCAUGCAGACCAUCUACAGAAGACUCAGUGGUCAUCCAAUGCAAACCAAACUAAAAUUUGAAGAUGGACAAAUAGGAGAGCAGCCGGAGGUUAUUUAUCACGUUUUUCACACGCUGCUUUUUGGAGGCCUUGCUCUGCUGUUUGAUGGGAUGAAAUAUUUAUGGACCCCGUACGUCUGCAUGUUUACAGCGUUUGGUGUCUGUUCUCCAGAACUGUGGAUGACUGUAUUUAAGUGGCUCAAGCUGAAGUCCAUCCACCCUGCAUUACUGUCUUUGAUCCUGAGCACAGCGGUCCCUACAAUCAUUGGCUUGAGUUUGUGGCGAGAGUACUGCCCUCGUGUCUUAGCUGAGCUGUCAGACCUCCCUGAGUUCUAUGAUCCAGAUACAGUCGAGCUGAUCAGCUGGAUCAGGUCUCAGGCUCCUCUUGCAGCUGUCAUUGCCGGCAGCCCUCAGCUGUUAGGAACAGUGAAGCUGUGCACAGGUUUAGCUGUGACCAGCUUACCGCUUUACUCUGACGUCACCCUGCUGAAGAGGACUGAAGAUACAUAUCAGGUGUAUGCAAUGAGAUCUGCAGAGGACAUCUACAAGAUUCUGACCUCUCAAAAAACAAACUAUGUGAUCAUUGAGGAGUCCAUCUGUAAUGAGUUGAGUCUCCAUAAAGGCUGUAGGGUCAAAGACCUGCUCGACAUCUCAAAUGGACAUGUCGUCUAUGAUAAAGGGCAGAUGUUCUCUUUCUCAAAGCACGGACGAUUCUGCCAGGAGAUAAAGAUGAAUUACUCGCCGUACACAAAUUACUUCACUAGAGUUUUCUGGAACCGCUCGUACCACAUCUACAAAGUAAACUCUGUCAUCUCCUUUCAGUACUGACAGCAGCUUCUGCCUCUCUGCUGUUAGGACGUUACUCAGUGUUUCAGAUCAUAUCCACAAUGUUACACACAGAGGACUGCAGAAUGGCACUGCAGUUUGUGCUCAACAAAGUCUUAUCACUGUUCCCUUAAAAUCCCCAGUAAGAGUGAUGCGUGUGGAUUCAGACUAACUGGGAUCAGCUGAGAACUCAUACCUUAAGUUUGAUUGAGACAUCAUGGAAGGACUCUGUUAAAGUUGAAUUAUGGCGUUUUAAUCUCUGUACUGUAGUUUUUAAAACCAUAUGUUUCUGUUACUGUAACGAAUCUGCUGAAGAGAGGGGUCAAUGUCUGACCUUUGGUGUUCACUUUUUUUUGGCUGAAGAUGAGAGCAGCUGGGGUUGUGGAUAAAUUUUGCGACAACAGAUUGUUGGUAUAUUCUUUGAAACCUCCAGAGCAAUGAUUGCUAACAUGGCUAUGUUGAUUAUCCCCUUCAGAGUGAAAUGCCUGGACACCUGGGAUGUCUACGUCCACUGAGAUUUGCUCUUAAAUUAAUAAUCCCCAAAACAUCUGUGUAAUGUUUUCGUCCAUCCCCUUCGUGUAAUGUGCCAUUAUUAAGUCUGAAUUUUGUCUAACACUUUUUUUAAUGACUGAAUACUUAAAAAUGCUGAGUCCCACCAGCCUCUGUUGUUUUCGUUUUGCCCCUAAAGCAAUGGAUAGCUGAAAUUCUUAAAAUCUCACACUUGUGAAGAUAAUUCUCUGAGCAUCAUAAAGCAUGCUGUUUUGAAAUGCCUGACUGUAAAGGGGGAGAUGUGUUUUUUUAACAACUGCCAAAAGUGGGUGACAAAAGGUGAAGAAAUCCUGACUAGUGAAGAGGAAAUUCACUGGAGUCAUUUCUGUGUUCAACAGUCAGAGGAAUAUAUGAGAAGCUCUGGGAAAUAUUUGUAGCAUUGGAGAGAGAAUAUCAGGAAGAUCAGUAUUCAUGUAGUGGCAGACUGAACUGAAUAUGUAACGCGCACUUUUGCUAUAAAGCCACUGGUUUGUAAUGCAGUAGUUCUUUAGCAUUAUGUCUAAAAACACAGCAGCUCCAGGAGUCAUGGUAGUGAUUUUCAAACCCAGGACUUUAGAAGAAAAGGUUGUCCAUGUAAAGCUUCUCAUUUUUGUUUUGUCUUCAUCCUCUCCUUGUAUGACCCCCUUAUUUUUUAAUGCAUAAUCUGACUGACUUUCAUGUCUUAAUCGAUCACACUCUAUGUUCUGUCUGAUCAUGACCCCUCCUCUGGUUGUUAUCCCUGAAAUGCUGGUUGGAAAAUCCUGGUGCUGUUGUGCAGCAAUUGCCUAUUACUGUUUCUCUGCAAAGGCCACAUUGUAACAUACUGAAACAUGUAUGGAGAUGAAGGUUUGUGUAAGUUGAUGAAUAAAAAAUGGAUCAUA
This is a messenger RNA of Cheilinus undulatus (humphead wrasse), 5453 nucleotides long. RefSeq names its product probable C-mannosyltransferase DPY19L4. Gene Ontology annotation, cellular component: nuclear inner membrane. The transcript is spliced from 31 exons. The coding region runs from base 283 to 4047 and encodes 1254 amino acids. The record is from RefSeq and is a predicted model, not a curated record. NCBI's taxonomy places the organism in Eukaryota, Metazoa, Chordata, Actinopteri, Labriformes, Labridae. Gene Ontology annotation, molecular function: mannosyltransferase activity.